Messenger RNA from Oryza sativa Japonica Group (Japanese rice), 1034 nucleotides. RefSeq lists its product as uncharacterized. NCBI's taxonomy places the organism in Eukaryota, Viridiplantae, Streptophyta, Magnoliopsida, Poales, Poaceae. The record is from RefSeq and is a predicted model, not a curated record. Gene Ontology annotation, cellular component: signal peptidase complex; membrane. Gene Ontology annotation, molecular function: serine-type endopeptidase activity.
AACAGAACGCAGUACACGCAGAUUUGUUUUCCUUUCUUCUCCCAGCGUUGAGUUCGCCGCCGGGCGCCGGGAGCCGAGGCCCGAGAGAGAUGGGAUUCAUCGGCGAUACGGUGGAGUCGAUCCGCUCGAUACAGAUCCGCCAAGUCCUCGCGCAAAUCAUCAGCCUCGGUAUGAUUGUUACCUCGGCACUGAUCAUAUGGAAGGGAUUGAUGGUUGCAACGGGGAGCGAGUCCCCAGUGGUUGUGGUCCUUUCUGGUAGCAUGGAGCCUGGAUUUAAAAGGGGCGAUAUCCUUUUUCUACACAUGAGCAAAGAUCCUAUCCGCACAGGAGAGAUAGUUGUUUUCAACAUUGAUGGCCGUGAAAUUCCAAUUGUUCACCGUGUGAUUAAGGUCCAUGAACGCGAGGAAAGUGCUGAAGUUGAUAUCCUCACGAAAGGUGAUAAUAAUUUUGGGGACGACCGUCUUCUUUAUGCACAUGGGCAGCUUUGGCUUCACCAACAUCACAUUAUGGGACGGGCUGUAGGCUUUCUUCCAUAUGUCGGGUGGGUUACAAUCAUCAUGACUGAGAAACCAUUUAUAAAGUACCUGCUCAUCGGCGCUCUGGGCUUGCUGGUCAUUACAUCGAAAGAGUAAAACAUCAACUUCACCCAAGAAUUUAGCGCAAACAUUAGAGGCCAGUGGCUUAUACACUCCUUAGGGAAGAUACCUUUUGUUUCACCAUGUUAUUGGGAACAAAAAGACAUGCUUGCACCAAUGGAUGAAAAAAAAACGUUUAUUCUGGAUCUGAUGUAACAUCUCCUAUAGUCCUAGUUAAAGAUUAAAUAUGAUUUAUUGCGUUGGAUGAAAUUUACUUAUAAAAAAUUCCUUGUAUGACACUAAACUAGUACUAUGAACUAUGAAGUGGUCAAUGGUUGUGACCAGUAGGGCGCCUCAGGCUUUUUCACUUGUGGUAGAUGUUGACAAGUAACUGAUGAAGAGAGAUGAGCUCUGUAGCUAUUGACAACUGAAGAGUAAAGUUGAGUUUUAGUCACUGUA